This is a messenger RNA of Propithecus coquereli (Coquerel's sifaka), 2083 nucleotides long. RefSeq names its product tyrosine aminotransferase (gene TAT). Bases 94 to 1458 code for a protein of 454 amino acids. Lineage: Eukaryota; Metazoa; Chordata; Mammalia; Primates; Indriidae. The transcript has 12 exons. Gene Ontology annotation, molecular function: L-tyrosine:2-oxoglutarate transaminase activity; pyridoxal phosphate binding. Gene Ontology annotation, biological process: biosynthetic process; aromatic amino acid catabolic process. The record is from RefSeq and is a predicted model, not a curated record.
UGUCACUGUAACUUGUCAAAGAAGGACUAAGUGAGCUUCUAGGUUUGGCUGCUUGGAGGCUGCUUCUCCUUUACUUGGAAGGCUUCGCGAGUGAUGGACCCAUACGUGAUUCAGAUGAACGGCAACGGCACCCUCCCCUCAGUUCGGGAUGUGCAUGGCAACUUCAGCGGGAGAAGCUCCGGGCCCGGAAAAAUGAAAGGCAGGAAGGCCAGAUGGUGCGUGAGGCCAUCAGACAUGUCCAACAAAACUUUUAAUCCCAUCCGUGCCAUUGUAGACAACAUGAAGGUGAAGCCAAAUCCAAACAAAACCAUGAUUUCUCUGUCCAUUGGGGAUCCAACUGUGUUUGGAAACCUGCCUACAGACCCUGAAGUUACUCAAGCAAUGAAAUAUGCCCUGGACUCCGGGAAAUAUAAUGGUUAUGCCCCAGCCAUUGGCUACCUCGCCAGUCGUGAGGAGAUUGCUUCUUAUUACCACUGUCCUGAGGCACCCCUGGAAGCUAAGGAUGUCAUUCUGACAAGUGGCUGCAGUCAGGCUAUUGAACUUUGUUUAGCUGUGUUGGCCAACCCAGGGCAAAACAUCCUGGUUCCGAGACCCGGUUUCUCUCUCUAUAGGACUUUGGCUGAAUCUAUGGGAAUUGAAGUCAAACUCUACAACUUGUUGCCGGAGAAGUCUUGGGAAAUUGAUCUGAAACACCUGGAAUCUCUGAUUGAUGAAAAGACAGCUUGUCUCAUUGUCAAUAAUCCAUCAAACCCCUGUGGGUCAGUGUUCAGUAAAAGUCAUCUUCAGAAGAUUCUAGCAGUGGCUGCAAGGCAGUGUGUCCCCAUCUUAGCUGAUGAGAUCUACAGAGACAUGGUGUUUUCAGAUUGCAAAUACGAACCACUGGCCAACCUCAGCAACAAUGUCCCGAUCCUGUCCUGUGGAGGGCUGGCCAAGCGCUGGCUGGUUCCAGGCUGGAGGUUAGGCUGGAUUCUCAUCCAUGACCGAAGAGACAUUUUUGGCAAUGAGAUCCGAGAUGGGCUGGUGAAGCUGAGUCAGCGGAUACUGGGACCCUGUACCAUUGUCCAGGGAGCUCUGAAAAGCAUCCUGCGUCGCACCCCUCAAGAGUUCUACCACAACACUCUAAGCUUCCUCAAGUCCAGUGCUGAUCUGUGCUAUAGGGCACUGGCUGCCAUCCCUGGACUCCAGCCAGUUCGCCCUUUUGGGGCCAUGUACCUCAUGGUUGGAAUUGAGAUGGAACACUUCCCAGAAUUUGAGAGUGAUGUGGAGUUCACGGAGCGGUUAGUUGCUGAGCAAUCCGUCCACUGCCUCCCAUCCACAUGCUUCGAGUACACGAAUUUUUUCCGAGUGGUAAUCACAGUCCCCGAGGUGAUGAUGUUGGAGGCUUGCAGCCGGAUCCAGGCGUUCUGUGAGCAGCAUUACCAUUGUGCUGAAGGGAGCCAGGAGGAGUGUGAUAAAUAGGCCCUCAUCCAUUCUCCUGAGGAUGUGGCCCACCUGGGGAGGGCUGGACUGGGCCUUGCUGCUCCUCAGGGAGUCAGGUGGCCCUACCAGGAGAGGGGCCUCAACAGCACCGUGUCAAGUGUUCAGGAUUGCUCCUGCUUUUCCCGUUACGUCCACAUACAUACACGCUCAACCCAAGAUUCUCCUCUCCCUCUGCUCUACUGGAGUGACUCACUAAUUCAUUAAUCUGCCCCCCUCUCAUGUGUUUUCCUCCUUUUUUCCUGAGAGUACCAGCUGAACCAACUUUACCAGAAAGCGGUUGAGACAAGACAAGUAAGAGCUCAGAAUGAGAGAAGCCAAAGAUUGAGAGAACUUGCACCCUCAACCAUUUCCUCAUACACUAAGUAAGAACACACUCUCUCCAGUCAGCUCUGAAGCCCAACUCUGUUACUGCCUCACUUCAGGUAUACCUCACUUUAUGCAAUGGAAUUAUAACUGGAAAGAAGUUGGGGACACACGUAUUUGGUUAAUUAUAUUCUAAACGUACUAGGCAAAGUUGCUAUUUGAAGGAUCCCUAACAGAAACCUUUUUGUUGAUUUUUUUGUAAAGAAUUAUUUUGUGAUGCAAAUAAAUGUCCUUUAAUUGA